AUGGAGCAGCAUCUGUUUAUACUCCUGCUUUUCACAGUUCCUCUCGUCCUGUCUGUCCCUCGUCAGUACUAUCUGAUCCAGCAGGGGAAAAACUGGAGUGAUGCUCAGGCUUACUGCAGAGCCACACACACUGACCUGGCUAUCAUCGACAGUAAUGACAACAUGGUCCGACUUCAGAAUGAAGCACAGAGACAUCAAUUCAGUUUCAGUGCUUGGAUUGGACUCUACAAUGACAUCAACAGCUGGCGCUGGUCCAUGGGGAAUUUUACAGUGGGAAGCACAAGAUGGCAUUCCGGUGAACCUGACAACAAUGGUGGACAUCAAGAGUGUGGUGCGAUAACGCCUGUGGGUUUGUCAGACAUUUCCUGUACUGCACUAUUCCCUUCUGUUUGUUUUGAUGUCAGUAAAACUGGAAAUCAGAGGUACAUUUACAUUUCUACUACUAUGUCAUGGCUUGAAGCUCAGACCUACUGUAGACAGCAUCACACAGACUUGGCCAGCUCAAGAGAUGCAACUGAAGACUCAGUUAUAAAGGCACUGAUAUCAGGCUGGACUUGGUUUGGUCUGUUCAGAGACUCCUGGAAGUGGAAAGACCAAACCAAUUUCUCUACCAUCAGAUGGAUGACUGGAAAACCUGAUAAUGCCCUGAAGAAUGAAAACUGUGGUUAUAUAAAUAACGGUCAGGCUGCUGAUGCUCUGUGUUCAGACAUAAUGCCUUUCUUCUGUUACUCAGAUAUCAAGGUACAACAAACACUAAGAGUGAAGGUCCGAUCUGAUAAGGAUGUGAAUGAUCCUGCAGUGAUGACGGCCAUCUUGGAGCAGAUCAACCAGAAACUGAAGGAUGAUUUGGGGACAGAGAACAUCACAGUGAAAUGGCGUAAACAACCAGAUGGAGUUGUGUUUCACAAGCUGAAAGAAGAAAAAAAUACUACAUUAGUAAAUAAUAAGUGUGACCUCUAAAUCUGUUACCUCUAAGUUAUCUUUAAGUUACCUUUAGAUCAAUUAAUUUUGAAUUAACUGUUUAGCUGUUAUAUGUACAUAUAUUUGCAUAAUACAUAUAUGUUAAAUCUAUUUCUAUAACUAGUAGUCAAUAAGUAAUGUAUAUUAAAUGACUGUUUUAUUUGUUCCGGAUAAGGGUGUUUGCCAAAUGCCAUAAAUGUAAAGUUAAAUAUAAGAGAUACAAGUCAGGCUCUCGUUCACCAUAUUGUGAAGUAUUGUGUGUUCCAAGCCUUCUUUAUUGUCGAUAUUGCCUCAUUGUGUAUUGACCUGUUUUACUAUUCUUGGUUUUUGGUUUCUGUUUAGCAUUUAUUUGCCACACAUCUUGUUUGCCCAUGGUUUGAAC
Molecule: messenger RNA, 1342 nt
Organism: Tachysurus fulvidraco (yellow catfish)
Lineage: Eukaryota; Metazoa; Chordata; Actinopteri; Siluriformes; Bagridae
Product: putative C-type lectin domain family 20 member A
Exons: 5
Coding region: 1-960 (319 amino acids)
Source: RefSeq, a predicted model, not a curated record